AUGUCAAUGUCUGCCCUUUUGCGGGAUGCCCCUGUGGGCCAAGUGAUCCGUUUCGUGACGAGGAACAAGUACUUUCAAUAUCCAGAGGAGAGACCCGACUUCGUGCUGCCUGAAUCCUACCAAUUCCACAAGCUCGGGGUGACACACCCGCCACAGCCCAUACUCCCACUGCCUGACGAUGUCGAGAAGAAGGCCGACGAGGAUUUGGACGACUCUCGCAGUCUCACCGCAGCCAGGACAGCCGCAGAUGGCGAGUCGAUGGCUCUGUCAGACCGGACGCUGUCCAAGAUCAUGACUCGCCCCGAGUUGAGCCAGGUCAACACCCGCGCCGACCUCGAACAGGCCUAUUCCAACGCCACGCGACAAGAGACACUGAAGAAUCAAGCCAGUCGACCCAUCGCACCGCAAGUCACUUCCGAUGGCACCAUCCUGGUUGACUGGUAUGCCACCGACGACCCGGAGAAUCCCCAGAACUGGUCCCGGGCCAAGAAGACCAUCGUCGUCCUGCAAAUCUACCUGUACACGCUGGCGGUCUAUAUGGGGUCGGCCAUCUUCACGCCGUCGGAGCCAUUCAUCGUUGAAAAGAUGGGUGUCUCGCCGAACGUCGCGGCGCUCGGCCUGUCGAUGUACGUUCUGGGAUACGGUAUCGGCCCUCUGAUCUUCAGCCCUCUCUCUGAGAUCCCCAUCAUUGGCCGCAAUCCGCCGUAUAUGAUCACCCUGGGAAUCUUCGUCAUCAUUUCCAUCCCCACCGCCGUCGUCAACAGUUUCCCGGCGCUCGUCGUGCUGCGUUUCUUGCAGGGAUUCUUCGGCAGCCCGUGUUUGGCCACUGGCGGUGCCUCCAUUGGCGACAUCUUCUCGCUGCUGAAGCUCCCUUACUUUCUCACCGGAUGGGCUGCGUUUGCCACAGCUGGUCCUGCCCUGGGUCCGAUCAUCUCCGGCUUCUCGGUGCCCGCCGAAAACUGGCACUGGUCUCUCUGGGAGAUCGUGUGGCUCGCCGCUCCCGUCUACGUCUCUCUCUUGUUCCUGCUGCCCGAGACUUCAUCCUCCAACAUCCUGCUCCGCCGCGCCGCUCGCCUGCGGAAAUUGACUGGCAAUAACAGUCUCAAGUCCCAGUCCGAGAUCGACCAAGAGAAAUUGACCGUCAACGAAGUCGUGAUUGGCAACCUGUGGCGGCCGGCCCAGAUUAACAUCCUCGACCCAGCCGUCCUCUUCACCAGCCUCUACACGGCCUUGAUGUACAGCAUCUUCUACUCGUUCUUCGAGGUCUUCCCUCUCGUGUACGCGACGGGAAACCCGGGCAAGGCCACCCAAGGCUAUGGCAUGAAUGGCGGCGAGAUCGGUCUGAUUUUCCUCUCCAUCUCGGUCGGCGUCAGCAUUGCGAUUGCCAUCUACGUCUCCUACCUGCACUUUGUGUUUGAGCCGGAGAUCCGCACCAGAGGUCUUGGAGAGCCUGAGAGACGUCUCAUUCCCGCCCUGCCGGCCAGUCUGCUGUUGCCCAUUGGCCUGUUCUGGUUUGCGUGGACCGGCAAUAGCUCUCCCAAGAUCCACUGGAUCGUGCCCACACUCGGCGUCGUGGUAUUCACUGUCGGGAUCUUCAUCCUGUUCCAGUGUAUCUUCAUCUACAUCCCAUUGACGUACCCGCAAUACGCGGCGUCGCUUUUCGCCGGCAACGACUUUGCCCGUUCGUCGAUCGCCGCCGGUGCGAUUCACUUCUCUCGCCCCCUGUUCCACAACUUGGGCGUUGGGAGUGGUGUCAGCUUGCUGGCGGGUUUGACUGUCGGCGGCAUCAUCGGCAUCUUCGUCUUGUGGAAAUUCGGCGCGAGCCUGAGAGCCAGAUCUCGGUUUGCCGCGAAGUAA
Messenger RNA from Fonsecaea erecta, 1857 nucleotides. RefSeq lists its product as hypothetical. Gene Ontology annotation, biological process: xenobiotic detoxification by transmembrane export across the plasma membrane. The coding region runs from base 1 to 1857 and encodes 618 amino acids. Gene Ontology annotation, molecular function: fluconazole transmembrane transporter activity. Lineage: Eukaryota; Fungi; Ascomycota; Eurotiomycetes; Chaetothyriales; Herpotrichiellaceae. The transcript has 3 exons. The record is from RefSeq and is a predicted model, not a curated record.